AUGGGUGACCAAUUCUGGUCUAAUAGCGAUGAGAGAGCUAUGGUGGAGUCUGUAUUGGGUAGUGAGGCUUGUGAGUUCUUAAUUUCCUCGGCUUCCAGAGCUUCGUCUGCGGAAUUGGCUACCGCACCCGGCAAUCUGCGCUUGCAGCAGGGUUUGCGCCAACUUCUGGAAGGCUCUGAGUGGAACUAUGUUAUCUUCUGGCAUGCCUGUGGUUUGAAAUCUGGUGGGUUUGUGCUGGCCUGGGGGGAUGGGAUUUGCCGCGAUCCGAAAAGCGGGGUUAUUCCUGGAGAAGAUAAAUCUGGUGGUGGUGAUUUGGAAGGUAGGGGAGAAGAGAAGCUGCAUUCACUCUUUAGGAGAACUGGUGAGGGCACUUACGUAGGUAGCUUGGGUGAGAUUUCUCAGGUCGAAAUGUUUUACCUCACAUCAAUGUACUUUCGAUUCUGGUCUGAUUCUGUAGUGGGUCAUGGUCCUCUGGAAUCAUAUAGGUCUGACAGAUCCAUCUGGGUUUCCGAUAGGGCUAAUUGUUUGAAACAUUAUCAGUUGAGAUCCCAUCUUGUUGGAGCUGCUGGGUUCCAGACAGUGGUGUUUGUACCAGUUAAAUCUGGCGUUUUAGAAAUUGGUUCAAUCAAGCAAACCCACGAGGAGUCUGGUCUUGUGAAGAAGGCAAGGACCAUACUUGGAAAAUGUAACGAGUCCUCCCACUUGAAGGCAUGUCCUAAGAUAUUUGGCCAUGAGUUAAGCCUAGGUGGUUCAAUGCCAAGGUCUAUGAGCAUCAGUUUUACUCCCAAGGUUGAAGAGGAAUUGGUUUUCAAUUCAGAGUCAUAUACAAUUCAACAGUUGAGUACAGGUCAAAUAUAUGGAAGUACAUCGAUUGGCUGCCCCGGCCAGGGCAAAGAUGACUUGUCACCUUUGGGUGAUGAGCCGAAGCCUAGAAAGAGAGGAAGGAAGCCUGCCAAUGGGAGAGAAGAGCCGUUGAAUCAUGUUGAAGCAGAGAGGCAGAGGAGGGAGAAGCUUAAUCAGAAGUUCUAUGCUCUCAGGGCUGUUGUUCCAAAUAUCUCUAAGAUGGAUAAAGCAUCUCUUCUUGGCGAUGCCAUUACCUAUAUCAAUGGCCUCCAUAUGAAGAUUAAGGUUAUGGAAGCUGAGGCAGGGAUGGGAAGCAACAAGCAUAGUAUGGUAAACCCAGAGAUCGAUUUCCAGCAGAGGCAGGAUGAUGCAAUCGUGAGGGUGAGUUCUUCUCUGGCUGAUCACCCUGUUGGUAGAAUCAUUGAAAAGUUCAGGGAACAUCAAGUUGCAGCCCAAGAAUGUAAUGUAUCCUCAUCCGAAGACGGUAGGAUUGUUCAUACAUUUUCAGUCCGGACUCAGAGCGGAGUUGCUGAGCAGCUAAAGCAGAAACUGGAAGGUGCCUUUUCCAAUGGGUAA
Linum tenue is the source of this 1419-nucleotide messenger RNA. Lineage: Eukaryota; Viridiplantae; Streptophyta; Magnoliopsida; Malpighiales; Linaceae. The record is from the annotation of a GenBank genome assembly.